Eupeodes corollae is the source of this 2482-nucleotide messenger RNA. It is a transcript of the gene alphaSnap, whose product is annotated as alpha-soluble NSF attachment protein. Gene Ontology annotation, biological process: intracellular protein transport; SNARE complex disassembly. NCBI's taxonomy places the organism in Eukaryota, Metazoa, Arthropoda, Insecta, Diptera, Syrphidae. Gene Ontology annotation, cellular component: SNARE complex; vacuolar membrane. The record is from RefSeq and is a predicted model, not a curated record. Gene Ontology annotation, molecular function: syntaxin binding; soluble NSF attachment protein activity. The transcript has 6 exons. The coding region runs from base 144 to 1025 and encodes 293 amino acids.
GUUGAGAUUGAGAAAAAAAGGCAAAAAGCAAAGGCAAAAGAAAUCAAUAGUUCUGUGUCAUAAAGAGAAAAUUUUUCCGUGUUAUCCCAGGACGAACAUUUUUACAGAAAUAUAAUAAUCAUUUCUCAAAUAAUCCAUUAACCAUGGCGGACAAUGAACAAAAAGCUAUGCAGCUAAUGGCUGAAGCUGAAAAGAAACUAACCCAACAAAAGGGUUUUCUCGGAUCGUUGUUUGGUAGUGGAUCCAAUAAGGUUGAGGAUGCAAUUGAAUGCUAUCAACGUGCUGGAAACAUGUUUAAAAUGGCCAAAAAUUGGUCAAAGGCCGGACAGGCCUUCUGUGAGGCUGCUACUUUACAUUCACGAGCUGGAAGUCGUCAUGACGCUGGUACGAUGUACGUUGACGCAUCCAACUGUUACAAAAAGUCCGACGUAGAAGAAGCUGUUUCGUGUCUUUUGAAAGCCAUAGAUAUCUACACCGAUAUGGGACGAUUCACUAUGGCAGCUAAACAUCAUCAAAGCAUUGCCGAGAUGUACGAAUCAGAUCCUAAUACUUUGGCAAAAGCAAUUCAACAUUACGAACAAGCCGCCGAUUACUUCCGUGGUGAAGAAUCUGUUAGUUCAGCUAACAAGUGCAUGUUGAAGGUCGCACAGUACGCCGCUCAAUUGGAAGAUUACGACAAAGCUAUACAAAUUUACGAACAGGUAGCUACUUCAUCCUUGGAGAGCUCUCUGUUGAAAUAUAGCGCUAAGGAAUAUUUCUUCAGGGCUGCGCUAUGCCAUCUUAGUGUGGACUUGUUAAAUGCUCAACACGCAAUUGAGAAGUACGCUCAACAAUAUCCAGCUUUCCAGGAUUCACGAGAGUACAAACUUGUGAAGACUCUGUGCGAGCACUUAGAAGAACAAAAUAUCGAAGGAUUCACUGACGCCGUCAAGGACUACGAUAGCAUUUCCAGGCUCGAUCAAUGGUAUACAACUAUAUUGCUAAGAAUCAAGAAAGCUGCCAACGAUGAUCCCGAUCUUCGAUAAAUUAUUAUUUUUGUUCUAUCCUUCAUCUCUCUCCUCGUAAAUAAGAUUAAUGCAAAAACUAAUUAAAUAAAUACAAAUAAAAUACAAAACAUUAAACAUAAUAACCAACAUUAUAUGAACAAAUGUUUUCUUUAAUUCCGAAAACUAAUUUUUAAAUAAUUAAAAUGUUUAAACCAACUUUUUUUUAUAUAUAUAAACACAACCUUCGUAUAAUAACAUAGAGAUUAAAAAAGACAAAUGAAAUAGAAAAUAAAUAAAAAAAAGAAUCGAAAGUACAGCAGAGUCUCAAAAAAAUUAUUCAACACAAAAAAAAAAAACAUUUUCAAUCAAAAUUCAAAAAUAAAAUUUUAAAUAAAUAUUAUAUCUAUUAUUGGAUUUUUUAAUUACUUGUCAUGGUUAAAAUAUGUAAUUAAGAUGCAUGUAAAAUUUUUAUUUGCUUAUUUGCGAGUAGUCGUGUGCUUAAGUCUGUUUUUGAGUUAAGAUAAUAAGGAUUUGAUUAAAAUUGAUGGCUUUGAGAUGAAAAUAAAGUUGCUAUUAAGAAACCUCCUCCAUAUAAAACAUUAAUCUUAAUUUUCUUUUUUUUUUUGUAUAUGUUAAACUAUUCCUUCGUUAUUUGUUGAUAUAUGUUUUUAUUGAUAUGUUAAGCAUAAAUAUAAUUAAAUAAAUUGUUUCUCUAUUCUCAAGACAUGGGCAUAGACACAGUAGCUAUAAAUAUAUUAUUAUUAAACCUAAAUGGAUUUAUUAUAAUACAUAUUAUUCUAUAUAAUAAGCCCAAACAAAAACAAAAAUAUAUUCCAUAAUUUUAUUGUAAUUUAAAUUUGAAAAAAAAAAUGUCUUAAUAAAAUGAAAAUACAUAAUACAUACAUUAUAUAUGUAAAAUUACAAAAACAAAUCGCAAUUUUAUUGAUCAAAAUUAUUUAAACGUAUAUUAUUAUUGUAUUCUUAUAUUUAAGAAUCUAUUUUCCAAAUACAUAAUAUAAAAUUGAUAUAAAAAUAACUAAAAUAAAUAAAAUCAAUUACACCGAAGAUGAACAUACACAAAUGUAAUCUAUUGGAGGGACAAACUGAAGGUAACCAAAUUUUAAAAAAUAUAAUAAAAAGAAAAGCAAAACACAAAUUAUAAUAAAUCAAUUUAGCAAAACUGUAACAAUUAAGCUGAAAUUAUAGUUUAACAUGUUAACUAUUAUUUUAAACUAUUAAAAGUUGCAGACAAAAAAAAAAAAAAAAAAAACAAAAAGAAGAAAUUUUAAUGAAACUAAUUAUCCUUUUACGAAUUUUAACAAAAAUAUAGUAUAUAAUAAAAACAAAAAAAUUAAAAAUAUAUAAACACUCACUCAACUUCAGAACAGAAAAUAUCAAUAUACAGUUGCAAACAAUGCAAAAAUGCUAUAAGUGCAUUUAAUGUAAAUCCAUUAGAUAUUGAAUUCGAGUCAAAUAAAUAUAAAAAUAAAAACAAA